Syngnathus typhle (broad-nosed pipefish) is the source of this 2404-nucleotide messenger RNA. RefSeq names its product cytoplasmic dynein 1 intermediate chain 1 (gene dync1i1a). Bases 17 to 1966 code for a protein of 649 amino acids. Gene Ontology annotation, cellular component: cytoplasmic dynein complex. NCBI's taxonomy places the organism in Eukaryota, Metazoa, Chordata, Actinopteri, Syngnathiformes, Syngnathidae. Gene Ontology annotation, biological process: transport along microtubule. Gene Ontology annotation, molecular function: dynein heavy chain binding; dynein light chain binding. The record is from RefSeq and is a predicted model, not a curated record. The transcript is spliced from 17 exons.
GCCCAAGCGGAAGACCAUGUCAGACAAAAGUGACCUAAAAGCAGAGCUGGAGCGCAAGAAGCAGCGCCUCGCCCAGAUCAGGGAGGAGAAAAAGAGAAAAGAAGAGGAGAGGAAGAAGAAAGAGGCAACGCAAAAAGCAGAGAUCCAACAGAAGACGGAGGCGACCUCAGAGGACUCGGACUUGGACCGCAAGCGGCGGGAGACCGAGGCCUUGCUGCAGAGUAUCGGCAUCUCACCCGAGCCUCCUUUAGUGCCAAAUACUUUAUCCCCAUCCAAAUCAAUGGGCACGCCCAGUGAAACCGAGAGCCAGGAUUCAGCUGAUAGCGGGGCAGCAGGCAGGUCAGGUUUCUCAAAAAGCAAGUCGGAGGUACAAAGCUUAAGGACCCUGCAGUGGGACACAGACCCCUCUGUGCUGCAGCUGCAAGCAGAUUCUGAGCUUGGGCGGAGGAUGCAGAAGCUGGGCGCCUCGAAGAUCACGCAAGUUGAUUUCCAGCCCAAAGAGUUGGUCUUGUACAGCAAGGAGACGCAAACGCCGCACACUGCCCAUGUAUCCGAAGGAGAAGAGGAAGAGGAGGAUGAAGAGCUGACGGAAACGAAACCAGGCCCCGGGUCGGAGCCGCGGGAUGAGGACGACAAGGAAAAUAAAGAAGGCUCGUUCCCUGUGCUGCGGGAACUGACGGAGGAGGAGAGGCAACAAAUAAUGCACUCGUCCGACUUCCAGAAUUUUUUCGACUGCAGCAUCCGGGUGAUGGAGAGAGCUCUGGCGGAAAGCGGCGACAUCUUUUUUGACUACGGUGGUCGUGCCCUAGAAGACAAAGAAGGAGAUCUGGCUGGAGGCUCCAGUUUGUGCUUCACCAGACUUUUCUACGAUGACCAUUGGUCCAAACAUCGCGUUGUCACCUGUCUCGACUGGUCCCCUCAGUAUCCCGAGUUGCUCGUUGCCUCCUACAACAACAACGAAGACGCCCCCCACGACCCGGACGGUGUUGCCCUGGUAUGGAACAUGAAAUUCAAAAAAGCCACGCCAGAGUACAUCUUCCACUGUCAGUCUCCGGUGGUGUCGGUAGGUUUCGCCAGGUUUCAUCCCAACCUGGUGGUGGGGGGCACCUACUCGGGUCAGAUCGUCCUGUGGGACAAUCGCAGUCACAGACGGACACCGGUGCAGAGGACUCCCCUGUCGGCUGCUGCGCACACCCACCCCGUGUACUGCGUCAACGUGGUCGGCACCCAGAAUGCCAACAACCUGAUCACCGUGUCUACAGACGGAAGGAUGUGCUCCUGGAGUCUGGACAUGCUCUCUCAGCCUCAGGAAAGCAUGGAACUGGUGUAUAAUAAAUCCAAAGCGGUGGCAGUGACCAGCAUGGCCUUCCCGGCGGGGGACGUCAACAACUACGUGGUGGGGAGUGAGGAGGGCACCGUGUACACUGCGUCCAGGCACGGCAGCAAGGCAGGGAUCUGUGAGAUGUUCGAGGGCCACCAGGGGCCCGUGACUGGGAUCAGUUGUCACAACGCCGUGGGCACUGUGGACUUUUCCCAUCUUUUCAUCACCUCCUCCUUUGACUGGACGGUCAAACUUUGGAGCACCAAGCAAAACAAGCCUCUGUACUCUUUUGAGGACAAUGCCGACUACGUCUAUGAUGUCAUGUGGUCGCCCGCGCACCCGGCCAUCUUCGCCUCCGUGGACGGCAUGGGCCGCCUCGACCUAUGGAACCUCAACAACGACACGGAGGUACCAACGGCCAGUGUGACGGUCGAAGGUGCGUCGGCCCUCAACAGAGUGCGCUGGUCAUCUGGAGGGAAGGAAGUGGCCGUGGGCGACUCGGAAGGACGGGUUUGGGUCUACGAUACUGGAGAGCUGUCGGUAGCCCACAGUGACGACUGGACACGCUUCGCACGUACGCUGAUGGAGAUCCGUGCCAACCGUGCGGACGGCGAAGACGAAGGACCUACGGAGCUGGCUUCAUAGAGCGAGCGCGACUACAAACCAAAGUGGAGCAUCGGUGUGCUUGUCUCCAGCAUGUGCUUCUUACUCAUGUUUGUGUUGGUUCCCGGCCUUCGUGUACAUUAGCCUGUGCUAGUCUCGUAUGUUCUGAUUGUGCUCCCCCGUACAUUCAGGUGGAACAUGGUGACGAUUUCUGAAAGCGGCUCUCCUCUAAGCCUUACGACGUGUGUUCUCAAAACGCUUUGCACUAGUGUAAAAAAAUAAAAAAUCUCAACAAGGGUCUUUAGACUCGUUGACUGUUUACAAAUGUCAUGUUCACUUAACAUUGCAUUUCUUGCAUGCGGCAUUCCAUGCGUUGUGUGGGUGUCGCGUAUCUAUCAUGAACUACGGAAAAGCUUUUGUGUCAUCCAAAAUAUUUGUACACUGGAAACUACUGGAAUAAACGCACAAGUUGACAUUUCA